Manduca sexta (tobacco hornworm) is the source of this 1230-nucleotide messenger RNA. RefSeq names its product putative nuclease HARBI1. NCBI's taxonomy places the organism in Eukaryota, Metazoa, Arthropoda, Insecta, Lepidoptera, Sphingidae. The record is from RefSeq and is a predicted model, not a curated record. The transcript is spliced from 5 exons. The coding region runs from base 122 to 1201 and encodes 359 amino acids.
CUGUCUUUCAUUUGUAAUCUGUGGUCAAUUUUUUGUUAUGACAUUUUACAAGAAAAUAUUUAUUUUUGUAAAUUCCUAUAAAUUAUUCUUCAUUUAUAAAUGAAAAGUAUUAAAUUACAUCAUGUUUAUGCUUUUGAAACUUCGGAUGUUGCGAGGCAGUGGCUAUAAAGAAAAAAUAGCUCGGCGUCAGUUGAGGGACAUGUUGGACUGUAUUACACUCCCAGAAUCUUAUUUAAUGAAAAACUGUGGCAUAAACCAAGCGGUAUUCCACCAAAUUUUAAAAAUACUCGAACCGGUAGUUCCCAAAACACAACGAUCGAAUGGCAUACCCUUUCCCCUGAAGGUUUUAGUAACUCUCUCAUUCUUGGCAAGUGGUUCCCACCAGAAAGCUAUCGGCAAAGAUUUCAAUGUAAGCAUAUCUCAGAAGUCAGUCAGCAGGGCAAUCAAGCUAAUCAUAGAGGGUCUCAAUGUGGUCUUGGAUAAUUGGGUUGUGUUUCCUACUACACCAGUACAGAGAGAGCAGAUUAAAGAGGGGUUUUACAGUAAAUAUCACUUUCCUGAAACAAUAGGUUGCUUAGAUGGAACAUAUGUGGAAAUAAUAUGCCCUAGAGAUGACGAGGAAGCGUUUUAUGACAAGAAAGGGCAUUACUCAAUACAUGCACAAAUUAUGUGUGAUGCAGACACGAGGAUUAUAGCUGUGUGCUGUAGGUAUGGCGGGUCAGGAAGUUGUGCUUCUAUAUGGAACAAAAUGUGCAUUCGGCCAUUUAUUGAAAAUAUUUACAGCCAGGGUGAAACUAGCUGGUUAGUAGCUGACAACAAAUAUCCCCAGAGGCCAUGGAUAAUGACGCCAAUACUUCAUGCCGCCCAGGGCACCCCAGAUUCGCAAUAUAACCACUUUCACGGCCGCACAAAAACUUGCAUCGACAAAUGUAUUGCCAAACUAAAAGGUCGCUGGCAGUGUCUAUACAAACGCCCUCUGCACUACACACCACUCAGAGCUGCAAAAAUUAUCAAUGCAUGUGCAGUCUUGCACAAUUUGUGCUUAAAGGCAGGCCUACCUGAUCCAGAACUAUAUGUUGACCCUGAACCACUUCCUGUGAUGAAUGAAAUCACUGAAAUAUCCAAUGAUAACAUGAAUGAUUUUUACCUAGGUCUAGAAGUCAGACGACAAUUUUCCGAACGAAUUUAUUAUAGUGUUUAAGGUUAUCGAAGACUGAUUAGUGCAUAAGA